AUGGCUUCCAUUUCCAAGGUUCCUGCCCAGCAGUUCCUGGACUUUGUCAAUGCUUCCCCUACUCCCUUCCACGCUGUGCAAUCUGCCAAGGACCUUUUGGCCAAGGCUGGCUUCCAGGAAAUCAAGGAAAAAGAGUCUUGGGCCUCCACUUGCAAGCCUGGUGGCCGCUACUACCUCACUCGCAACACCACCACUCUUAUCGCUUUUGCGAUCGGUCAGAAAUGGAAGCCGGGCAAUUCGAUCGCCAUGAUUGGUGCCCACACUGACUCCCCGGUCCUGCGGGUCAAGCCCGUCAGCAAGAAGCAGGGUGAAGGUUAUAUCCAAGUUGGUGUGGAGGCCUAUGGUGGUGGCAUCUGGCACACCUGGUUUGAUCGUGACCUCGGUGUCGCUGGCCGCGUCAUGACCCGCGAGAGCAACGGAUCCAUUGUGCAGAAGCUGGUCAAGAUUGACCGUCCCAUUCUUCGCAUUCCAACUUUGGCCAUUCACCUUGAUCGCCAGGAGAACUUCUCUUUCAACAAGGAGACUCAACUGUUCCCCAUUGCUGGCCUCAUCGCCGACGAACUCAACCAACCUGGUGAGAUCAAGGCCACCGAGACCAAGGAGGAUGAAUACGCACCCCUGAAGACUGUGUCCCAGCGCCAUCACACUCGAUUUGUCGAGCUCAUUGCCGACGCGGCCCAAGUGAAGCCCGAGGACAUCUUGGACUUCGAGCUCACUCUAUUUGAUACGCAGAAGUCCUGCCUGGGUGGCAUGAACGAGGAGUUCAUCUUCUCUCCCCGGUUGGACAACCUUAACUGCACUUACUGUGCUACCGCCUCCCUCGCCGAGUCUGCUCCCUCCGAGAAGUCCCUCGAGAACGAGGAGGCCAUUCGCCUGAUUGCCCUUUUCGACCACGAGGAAAUUGGUAGCCGUACUGCUCAGGGUGCGGACUCAAACAUUCUGCCCUCAAUCAUCCGUCGUUUGUCGGUUCUUCCUUCAAUCGCUUCCUCCUCAGAGGAUGUGUCCACCGCAUACGAGCAGACCCUUGCCACCUCCUUCUUGGUGUCUGCUGAUAUGGCCCACGCCAUCAACCCUAACUAUUCCCAAAAGUACGAGCCUGAUCACAAGCCCGUCAUCAACAAGGGAUGUGUAAUCAAGAUCAACGCUAAUGCCCGCUAUGCUACCAACUCCCCCGGUAUCGUCCUGCUCCAGGAGAUCGCUCGCAAGAAGGGUGAGCAGGAGAGCUUGCCUGUCCCUCUGCAGCUGUUUGUUGUUCGCAACGACUCGAGCUGCGGUAGCACCAUUGGUCCCAUGCUGUCUGCUGCCCUUGGCGCCCGGACUCUGGAUCUCGGUAACCCCCAGCUGAGCAUGCACAGCAUUCGCGAGACUGGUGGUACCUAUGACGUUGACCACGCCAUUCGCCUCUUCACUGGGUUCUUCGAGCACUACUCGGAGCUUGCCCCCAAGAUCUUUGUUGACUAA
Molecule: messenger RNA, 1461 nt
Organism: Penicillium verhagenii
Lineage: Eukaryota; Fungi; Ascomycota; Eurotiomycetes; Eurotiales; Aspergillaceae
Product: M18 family aminopeptidase
Exons: 6
Coding region: 1-1461 (486 amino acids)
Biological process (GO): proteolysis
Cellular component (GO): fungal-type vacuole
Molecular function (GO): metalloaminopeptidase activity; zinc ion binding
Source: RefSeq, a predicted model, not a curated record